CCUCCUCGUCCCCCUUUCUCGCUUCUGGUUCCACUCAUCUGGUCGAGUUGGGGGGCUGCGAGCGAGUGGAUGGUCGGAGGUCGCCGCGGUGAUCAUGGAAGGAAUGCUUUAUAAGUGGACCAAUUAUCUAAGUGGAUGGCAGCCACGCUGGUUUGUUCUUGCUGGUGGAGUUUUAUCCUACUACGAUUCACAAGAAGACACUUGGAAAGGUUGUAAAGGCAGCAUUAAGAUGGCAGUAUGUGAAAUACAAGUGCAUGCAGGUGACAGUACAAGAGUGGAGCUGAUCAUACCAGGGGAACAGCACUUUUACCUGAAGGCUGUGAGUGUUGCUGAGAGACAGAGAUGGUUAGUUGCCUUGGGAUCCUCGAAGGCUUGCCUGACAGAUAGCAGGACCAGGAAAGAGAAAGAAAUCAACGAAAACACUGAAUGCCUGAAAAAGAAAGUAUCUGAACUGAGGUUGUAUUGUGAUCUUCUUCUUCAGCAAGUAAAUAGCUUAAAAGAGGACAGACAAUCUGAUCAGUCCACAUCAACUAACCUAGAGAUUGACAUGGCGGCAGUUUUAAGAUCUACUUGCAAUACCUUCACGAAGACGUUGGAAGAAUGCAUGCAAAUUGCAAAUGCUUCGUUCAGGCCCGAACUAUUGCAGCCUACACCACCAGGUUCCCCACACGUGGCUAUCAUCAAACCAAACAGAAUUAAACAGCGUCCACCUAGCUACAGUUGGAGAGAAAGGAAUGAACUGAAAAAUUGUCAGAAUGGAUUAGUGAUAAAAGAGAACAAGGCAAAGUCUCGGAGAAGGUCACAGUCAGAAGAUGACUGUCAGCAUCAAGGAACUUUGAGAGGAAGUGUUGAAAAUGUGGAGGUGAUGACGGAUAACUCUGAAUUACCAGUUGCAGCCGCAGAGGACUCUGGUGCGAAUAUUGAACUUCAGCCUUCUGCAUCUGCUGAAGGAACAGGAAAGGACAGUGAAGAACCAGGUGGGACGAAUUCUGCACCUGAUGAAGAACAGGAGUCAAUACAGACAUUCUUCAGUGCAAUGGAUCAGCGAUUUAACGAUAUUGAACUUGAAGAAGACAAUGGAAUUCCUACUUUGCCGUUUCUGGAAUCUUGCUAUGCCAUAGUUCCCGUUUUAGAUAAACUGGGUCCAACAGUCUUUGCUCCAGUUAAAUUAGACUUUGUGGGUAAUAUUAAGAAAAUAAACCAGAAGUACAUCACGGAUACCAUGAAGUUCACGACUCUGCAGAAGAUAGUGCUGCACGAACUGGAGACAGAGGUAGCGACGGUGAGGAACUCUGCCACGGAGGCCCUCCUUUGGUUGAAGAGAGGAUUGAAAUUUCUGAAGGGAUUCCUGGAAGAAGUGAAUAACGGUGAAAAGGAUAUCCAGAAAGCAUUAAAUACCUCCUAUGGUAGAACCCUGCGGCAAUACCACGGCUGGGUUGUUCGAGGUGUCUUCGCAUUGGCACUGCGAGCUGCUCCGUUGUAUGAAGCGUUUAUGGCAGCCCUCGCAAUAAAUGAAGGCGAUGAACAGAAGGAAGCAUUCUGUGAAGGGAUGCAGAGGGAUUUAAACCAGUAUCUUCCAGCCAUGGGAAAGCAAAUAGAGAUCCUGGACGCUUUGUAUGAAGAAUAUAAUUUGGAAUCUGAUGAAGUGGUGUAACAAUGAAUCAACAGUGUUGACAGGAAAAAGAAAUCUGCGAGACUCUAACACCACAAAUUACAUGUGCAGAGAACAUUGGUUUGUAUUUCAGCCCAUCGAACUGUAUUCUAUCGAUUUACAACAACGUGAAGGCGUGCACUGCACAAACAGGGACAUCCUUACACGUGCAGUACUAUUUAAUUCAAAACACUUGUAAGAAGAUCGUGGCAUAUUUACAGGAUAGUCUGAGUUCAAACAUAUCCUUGUGUAUCAAAGUAAUAACUCCUGAAGUAGUUCUUAAAUGUUUAAAAAAAAGAGAAAGCCAAGGGAUUUGAAACACUAAUCACUGUUUAUAAUUAUUCCAUUAAGUUAAUAUUGAAAAUAAUUGCGUUAUAUUCUCUUUUGUGUAAAUUUAUGCACACUCAGCAUGUGCAAAGAUGACUCGGCUAUUUAAAAAAAAAAGCAAUUGGCACAAAAUCAUUUGCCAUUUUUAAAAAUUGAGAUGUGUGGAUAUUUAUAAGCGGUUGGCUAGCUGAAGUCAACCUGAGCUUUCUGAUAGAGAGUGAAUUUAAUAUGGUUUAUACUGAGUUAAAUCUACUCCAUUACAUUUUCACAGCUGUAAUGCAAAUUAUUUAAGUCUGACUUACGGAGUGGUCCACAGUAAUUUAUUUAGGAUUGGGGAAACAAAGACUUUGAGAAUGUUACGUCAGAACACCUGUGAUGUUUAUAGUGCGUUAAACAGGAUUUGCUUUGAGCCUAGUUACUACAUACUAAUCCAUGCACUAUUAAUAAUGUUUUCCUGUGUUAGUUAUUCCAGUUCAAGUGCCCCCAAGAAUGUUUCUGCAAUGAAGUGAACUUAGCUGAAAACUGUGUGGCAUGUCAUGAAAUAAAGGGAUCAAGUUAAACAGUCAAUGAAACAGAUCAGCUUUUACCAAACACUAAUUUGGGGCAGUGGGUUAAUGAUGUUGGUUCCAAACCAUAUUCUGAGGGAGAUCUGGUUGUAAAGGGAUAUCGUAAGAAAUGCUGGUGUGAACACUUUAAAAUAAUUGCUCGAUGUGAAGAAGUUGUCAGAGCUAUUUAUGGCUAAUGUGCUCUUGCACCCAAGUUACCAACUGGAUGACUGAGCUUAAUCUAACUCCAUCUAGUUUUAGAUAUGAUGCGGUAAAUAGACAUUGUGCAAUUAUUGCCACUAGAGUUUAUUUAACUGAGAAAUGCACUAUCUGUACAUAUAUAGAUAUAUUUUAUACUUAUUUAAUAAAACAUUGCACUUU
Messenger RNA from Hypanus sabinus (Atlantic stingray), 2904 nucleotides. RefSeq names its product pleckstrin homology domain containing, family A (phosphoinositide binding specific) member 8 (gene plekha8). The record is from RefSeq and is a predicted model, not a curated record. The coding region runs from base 95 to 1654 and encodes 519 amino acids. NCBI's taxonomy places the organism in Eukaryota, Metazoa, Chordata, Chondrichthyes, Myliobatiformes, Dasyatidae. Gene Ontology annotation, cellular component: cytoplasm; cytosol; membrane. Gene Ontology annotation, molecular function: ceramide 1-phosphate binding; ceramide 1-phosphate transfer activity. Gene Ontology annotation, biological process: intermembrane lipid transfer; ceramide transport. The transcript is spliced from 14 exons.